GUGGGAUGCUUGAGCCGGCCACCGCUGACAUCUCCUCGUUGCCGGUCACUCUCUCGCCGUCUUUGUCAACCCUCUUUGCUUUGUCAACACCUCCUCUCACCUCAGCCCACUUGUAUAAGCAUCGGUUUCAACGCCCCACCCUUCUCGGACUUACUCUCACCCUCCCUCGUCCAACACUGCAGCCAUGGUCCUCAACACUGAGCUCACUCGCCUCCUCAACAUCAAGCACCCCAUCGUGCAGGGUGGUAUGCAGUGGGUCGGCUUGCCCGCGCUCGCCGCCGCUGUCGCCAAGGCCGGUGGUGUCGGUAUCCUCACCGCCCUCACCCAGCCCAGCCCCGACGCUCUGCGCGAGGCCAUCCGUGAGACGCGCAAGAUCAUCGGCGACGGCCCCUGCCCCGGCAAGUUUGGCGUCAACAUCACCCUCCUCCCCUCGAUCACCCCUCCCGACUACGCCGGCUUCGUCCGUGCCGCCAUGGACGAGGGCAUUGAGAUCUUCGAGACCGCCGGCAACAACCCCGGACCCAUCAUCCAGCUCAUCAAGACGUACAAGGCACCCGGCCAGACCUCGGUCCCGAAGCGUAUCGUGAUCCACAAGUGUGUUGCCGUCCGCCACGCGCUCUCGGCUCAGAAGAUGGGUGUCGACGUUCUUUCGAUCGACGGCUUUGAGUGCGCCGGCCACCCCGGUGAGGAGGACAUUGGUGGCCUCGUGCUCCUCGCCCGCGCCGCCAAGGAGCUCAAGAUCCCCUUCAUCUCGUCGGGUGGUAUUGCCGACGGCCGCGGCCUCGCUGCCUCUCUCGCCCUCGGCGCCCAGGGCUGCAACAUGGGCACGCGCUUCAUGGCUACCGUCGAGGCCCCCAUCCACCAGAACAUCAAGGAGAAGAUUGUUGCCUCGAACGAGCGUGACACCGUCCACAUGUUCCGCACGCUCAAGAACACCGCCCGUGUCUACAAGAACAAGGUGUCGACCGAGGUCGUGCGCCUCGAGAACCGCCCUCACGGCGCCAAGUUCGAGGAGCUCCGUGAGCUCGUUGCCGGUGCCCGCGGCAAGCUCGUCUACGAGAACGGUGACCCCGACUACGGCAUCUGGUCGGCGGGUAUCUCCAUGGGCCUGAUUGACGACAUUCCGACCUGCAAGGACCUCUGCGACCGGAUGGUUGCGGACGCCGAGAAGAUCAUCACCGGCCUCGCAUCUACCGUUGUGGGAAGCAAGGCCAAGCUCUAGAUUGUGGUGGACAUAGCACCGCUAGAGGGAUUUGUAGAAAGGAACAGCAGUCUUGAGUGAGCCGAGAUGAGAUGUGAGACGAUCUUGGUCGCCUUG
Molecule: messenger RNA, 1318 nt
Organism: Cutaneotrichosporon oleaginosum
Lineage: Eukaryota; Fungi; Basidiomycota; Tremellomycetes; Trichosporonales; Trichosporonaceae
Molecular function (GO): nitronate monooxygenase activity
Source: RefSeq, a predicted model, not a curated record